CCAGCAAUGAAGACGAUGAUGCGAUGGACGCGAAGUCACCCACUCCCACACUGGCCGCAGGACUGUAAUGGUGGACUAGGGAGGCAAAAAACCCAGAUAGAGAAGUUGAUGAACUCCACCAAUACGUCGGCUGUAACUGCUGGAAACCUUCUCGGAUCCGGGCGGUGGGAACUUCCGAUCCAGUACCAGGCGGCUGUUGAGGCAGCCCGCAUGUACGACGUCAUGGGACUGGCAGUUAGCGAUUUCCGGCGUGGUGCCCGGUUCCUCCGGGACUACCUGUCAGCGAUCAACACGACCGCCCACACCGUAAAUGUCGUCGCCUGCAACGUAGAAUCUACGACUCUGGGUAACCUGGUGCAACCCUCAGCUUUCUCCAAUGACACAGCAUUUGUCGGCUUUGUUGAUUACGACACAGACGAGGAAACUAUGUUUUUGGAUCCGGAAAUUCAGCUGAAUAAUCUGAGCUGCGUCCAGAGUGAGGUUUUGAAGUUGAAGAGCUUAAACGAAGACAGGCCGGUGGUAAUCGUGGGAUGCACAUCUUCUGUUGCUAGACUGAACAACCUCACUGGCGGAAUACUUAACAACACCAACGUCACCGCAGCUGUACUGUCUU
Molecule: messenger RNA, 613 nt
Organism: Pollicipes pollicipes
Lineage: Eukaryota; Metazoa; Arthropoda; Thecostraca; Pollicipedomorpha; Pollicipedidae
Exons: 6
Source: RefSeq, a predicted model, not a curated record